AUGAAAGGGCUGGACAAAGGGCGUGGCGUCCUGCACCUGCAUGAGAGCAGCGGGAUCCAUGACGUCGGCCUGCCCCAGUGGCAGCUCUUACUCUGUCUGAUGGUCGUCGUCAUCAUCCUGUUUUUUAGCCUCUGGAAAGGAGUGAAGACAUUGGGAAAGCUUGUCCACUGCCACGUUGUGUGGAUCACGGCCACGCUGCCUUACCUCGUGCUGUUUGUGCUCCUGGUCCACGGCGUCACACUGCCCGGCGCCUCCAACGGCAUCAACGCCUACCUGCACAUCGACUUCUACCGCCUGAAAGAGGCCACGGUAUGGAUUGAUGCUGCAACUCAGAUUUUUUUUUCCUUGGGGGCUGGAUUUGGAGUCUUGAUUGCAUUUGCCAGUUACCACAAAUUUGACAACUGCUACAGGGAUGCCCUGCUCACCAGCACCAUCAACCGUGUCACCAGCUUCAUCUCGGGGUUCGCCAUCUUCUCCAUCCUCGGCUACAUGGCCCAUUGCCACUGAAGGUCCUUGGUGUUUCUUGCAGGAGCUGGCCUAGUCUUCAUCCUGUACCCAGAAGCCAUUUCCACCCUGUCGGGAUCCACAUUCUGGGCUAUUGUGUUCUUCAUCAUGCUCCUGGCUCUAGGAAUUGACAGCUCAAUGGGAGGCCUGGCCGACGACUUCCAGGUCCUGAAGCGACACAGGAAGCUCUUCACCUUUGGAGUUACCUUUGGAACUUUCCUUCUGGCCCUAUUUUGCAUAACCAAGGGUGGGAUAUACGUGCUGACCCUGCUGGACACAUUUGCCGCGGGGACCUCCAUUCUUUUUGCUGUGCUCAUGGAAGCCAUUGGAGUGUCCUGGUUUUAUGGUGUGGACAGGUUCAGCAAUGACAUCCAGCAGAUGAUGGGGUUCAAGCCGGGCCUGUACUGGAGACUGUGCUGGAAUUUUGUCAGCCCUGCCUUCCUCCUGUUUGUGGUGGUGGUCAGCGUCAUCAGCUUCAAGCCGCUCACCUACGAUGACUACAUCUUCCCACUGUGGGCCAACUGGGUGGGCUGGGGCAUCGCGCUCUCCUCCAUGGCCCUGGUGCCCACCUACACCGCCUACAAGUUCCUCAGCACGCGGGGCUCCAUUUGGGAGAGACUGGCCUAUGUCAUCACGCCAGAGAGUGAGCAUCUCCUGGUGGCCCAGAGGGAUGUCAGGCAGUUCCAGCUGCAGCACUGGUUGGCCCUCUGAACCUGACCCCCAGGAGGGACCCUGCUGUGCCGAUGUCCAGGUCAAGUCACCACCACCCUGGACGCUGUCCUGGGAUUCCUCUCCUGGAGGCGUUCUUUCCUACCCUUCU
This is a messenger RNA of Manis pentadactyla (Chinese pangolin), 1324 nucleotides long. Its product is annotated as sodium-dependent noradrenaline transporter-like. The record is from RefSeq and is a predicted model, not a curated record. The transcript is spliced from 12 exons. Gene Ontology annotation, molecular function: norepinephrine:sodium symporter activity; dopamine:sodium symporter activity. Gene Ontology annotation, biological process: sodium ion transmembrane transport; dopamine uptake involved in synaptic transmission. NCBI's taxonomy places the organism in Eukaryota, Metazoa, Chordata, Mammalia, Pholidota, Manidae. Gene Ontology annotation, cellular component: neuronal cell body membrane; presynaptic membrane; neuron projection.